CCUUACAAGUGUUCACACUGUGACGAGAGAUUCAGUCAGUCAGGAGACCUGAAAUCACACGAGAGGAUCCACACUGGAGAGAAACCUUACAAGUGUUCACACUGUGGCAAGAGAUUCAGUCGGUCAGGAGACCUGAAAUCACACGAGAGGAUUCACACUGUAGAGAAACCUUACAAGUGUUCACACUGUGACAAGAGAUUCAGUCAGUCAGGAGACCUGAAAUCACACGAGAGGAUCCACACUGGAGAGAAACCUUACAAGUGUUCACACUGUGGCAAGAGAUUCAGUCAGUCAGGAGACCUGAAAUCACACGAGAGGAUUCACACUGGAGAGAAACCUUACAAGUGUUCACACUGUGACAAGAGAUUCAGUCAGUCAGGAGACCUGAAAUCACACGAGAGGAUCCACACUGGAGAGAAACCUUACAAGUGUUCACACUGUGGCAAGAGAUUCAGUCGUCGGUCAGGAGACCUGAAAUCACACGAGAGGAUCCACACUGGAGAGAAACCUUACAAGUGUUCACACUGUGGCAAGAGAAUCAGUCAGUCAGGAGACCUGAAAUCACACGAGAGGAUCCACACUGGAGAGAAACCUUAC
Molecule: messenger RNA, 597 nt
Organism: Carassius carassius (crucian carp)
Lineage: Eukaryota; Metazoa; Chordata; Actinopteri; Cypriniformes; Cyprinidae
Product: zinc finger protein 271-like
Exons: 2
Biological process (GO): regulation of transcription by RNA polymerase II
Cellular component (GO): transcription regulator complex; PcG protein complex
Molecular function (GO): DNA-binding transcription factor activity, RNA polymerase II-specific; RNA polymerase II cis-regulatory region sequence-specific DNA binding
Source: RefSeq, a predicted model, not a curated record